Molecule: messenger RNA, 771 nt
Organism: Teleopsis dalmanni
Lineage: Eukaryota; Metazoa; Arthropoda; Insecta; Diptera; Diopsidae
Product: longitudinals lacking protein, isoforms H/M/V-like
Exons: 3
Coding region: 307-756 (149 amino acids)
Source: RefSeq, a predicted model, not a curated record
CUUCAACAAUAAUAUGAUAAACAUCCUAUUCUAAUUUUGAAAGAUGUUAAGUAUCAGGAGUUGACCGCAAUGAUGGACUAUAUGUAUCGUGGCGAAGUAAAUAUUUCGCAAGAUCAAUAAGCGGCUUUAUUAAAAGCUGCUGAGUCAUUGCAAAUUAAAGGUUUAUCCGAUAAUCGCACUGGUGCACCGAAUCCUGAACAUCAUCGGGGUUUAAACAUACCUGGUAGUGUCGGUGGUGGUUCAAGCAAAUUAAGUUCUGGUUAUACAUUAGAACAAACCAAACGUGCACGUGUUGCACAAUCAGGUAUGGAUUCACAAGAUUUGUCUGCAUCACGUGAAGGUUCUUCUAGUCCAUCAAGACGUCGACGAAAAGUUCGGCGCAGGAGCAUUGAAAAUGCCAUGACUGAUAUUCAUGACAACUCAAACUCCUCUCAAAUGCAAUCUAAUCAAUCCGCAUUACUUCAGCAGCCUGCAAACUUAGCUGGUGCUGGCGCUAUAACAGCAGCUGCCGCACAAAUUCCGACAUCAUCAACAGCAUUAUCGACAGGAAUAAUGCUGUUGAUGGUGCUACAGGAGCAACCUCAGGUCAAUGAUGAAGAAAUGGGUAUGGAUGAUUUAGAUCAUAAUGCUGGUACAAGUCAAGGAGGAGAAGGAUCUAGUCAAGGCUACGCACCCUGGCAACAUGAUAGAUCUCAGGAUGAAUUGUUACUGACAACACAAGAUGCACAGCAACGGGACCCACAAGGUAAGUUCUAAGUACGAAACAUUCAA